This is a messenger RNA of Paramecium tetraurelia, 670 nucleotides long. RefSeq lists its product as uncharacterized. The record is from RefSeq and is a predicted model, not a curated record. The transcript has 4 exons. Lineage: Eukaryota; Ciliophora; Oligohymenophorea; Peniculida; Parameciidae.
AUGUUGAGUGUGAUAUUGAGAAGAAGUGCAGCAAGAAACAUAGCAACUAGAGGUGGUCAUGGAUGGGAUAGACCUGAUGUGCCUUUGACAGUAGCAUAUCAACAUAAAAGAAGAAUGGAUGUAUUUGAUACAAAUUUAUGGUUUUAUUGCGGUGUGAUGCCAGAAUACUUUAUUAAUUAGAAUGAGGGCUAUUUGAAUUCAGCUCAGAAUGCCAUUAAAUAUUUGAUACUCGAUUCGAAAUAUAUUGUUGCAGCUUUUGCAGCAAUUAUGUUCACAUAUGAAGUAUUCUAUGAAGCCAGAUUUUGGAACAUCCAGCCAGAUUAUUUAAAAAACCCAAUUGUAAACUAUCCUAGAAAGGUCCAAUAAGAAAGACCAUUCAUGGUUAAGCAUUUCCUAGAUUUGAGCAUUACAGGUGACAUGGGUUUGUAAAGAAUGGUCCCUGGAGAAAAGAGUUUUGCAACUGAACUAUUGGAGACUUAUGAGGAAUAAAAUAGACACAUUCAGCUCAUGAAUUUAGAAGGCAAGACUUACAUAGAAAGAGUUGAGGCAGAAUCUAGAUAGGCUGUUGCAAGAAGACAUGGACAAGGUGAAGCUCAUCACCAUCAUCAUUGAUAUGAAUCAUAUUAAAUAAUCAAAGGAAAAUUAUAUUUCUGUUCUAAUAUAAUAUGGA